Dunckerocampus dactyliophorus (ringed pipefish) is the source of this 8287-nucleotide messenger RNA. RefSeq names its product activin receptor type-2B-like. The record is from RefSeq and is a predicted model, not a curated record. Gene Ontology annotation, biological process: cellular response to growth factor stimulus; protein phosphorylation; activin receptor signaling pathway. The transcript is spliced from 11 exons. Gene Ontology annotation, cellular component: activin receptor complex; plasma membrane. Lineage: Eukaryota; Metazoa; Chordata; Actinopteri; Syngnathiformes; Syngnathidae. The coding region runs from base 368 to 1921 and encodes 517 amino acids. Gene Ontology annotation, molecular function: activin receptor activity; activin binding; ATP binding.
AGAUGGACGCCAUUUUGAACACACAUCACUAACAUGCAUGUAAACCCCCAGCGACCUCUCGACGCAGCGCCGCCGAAAACAACAACGCCUGCCUCGGUCAUCAGAGACGCUUCAACCGCUUCUUCGGUGUUGUUUUCUACCUGCCUGCCCCCAUCUUUUCUUCUUACGCUGGUGGUGGUGGUGGUGGUGGUGGCGGCGGCGGCGGCGGCGGAUACACGCUACACGGUGCUGGCUGGCGGAGGCUUCUUCCGCUGGAGGGGACCGGAGAGGCCUGCGGCCGGUUUGAUCCCCGGACUAAUGGUUUGGACGGACUUAGAGUGUUGAUGAACCAGGCGGGGGACCUCCGGGCUGUGUUUAUAAACGGAACAUGUCUUUCUCAUGGAUGACUUGUUCACUUCUUCUGGGAACUUUGUGCGCAGGGUACAGUCUAGGCGAGGCCGAGACCCGGGAGUGCGUCUUCUACAAUGACAACUGGCGCGCAGAGAAGACCAACCAGAGCGGCUUUGAGCGCUGCGAUGACAAGGACAAGGACAAAGACAAGCGGCUGCACUGCUACGCCUCCUGGCUCAACUCCUCAGGGACCAUCAAGCUGGUGAAGAAAGGUUGCUGGCUCGACGACUUCAACUGCUAUGACAGGCAAGAAUGCGUCUCCAUGGAUGAGAACCCUCAGGUCUUCUUCUGCUGCUGCGAGGGCAACUACUGCAAUGAGCGCUUCACCCACCUCCCUGACAUGAUUGGCACUGGCAACCGAGUCAAAAUCCGGCCUCCACCCAGAGUGCCAUCCAUGCUCAAUGUGCUGGUCUACUCCCUGCUACCUCUCUGCGUGCUCUCCCUGGCAAUCAUCCUGGCUUUGUGGAUGUACCGCCACCGCAAGCCCCCCUACGGCCAUGUGGACCUCAGUGAGGACCCUGGACCCACUCCUCCCUCCCCCCUGGUGGGUCUGAAACCCCUGCAUCUUCUGGAAAUCAAAGCGAGGGGUCGCUUCGGUUGCGUUUGGAAAGCCCAGCUCAUGAGCGAAUACGUUGCUGUCAAGAUCUUCCCGGUGCAGGAUAAGCAGUCGUGGCAAAACGAGCGUGACAUAUUCCUGACGGCGGGCAUGCGGCACGAGAACAUCCUGCGCUACAUCGCUGCUGAGAAGCAUGGAGCUAAUUUGGAGACGGAGUUGUGGCUCAUCACAGAGUUUCACGAAAGGGGAUCGCUGACUGAUCACUUGAAGGGCAACACUGUGACCUGGGGCGAGCUGUGUCACAUAGCCGAGACUAUGUCCCGUGGCUUGGCCUACCUCCAUGAGGACAUUCCGAGCUACAAGGGGGAAGCACUCAAACCCACCAUUGCGCACAGGGAUUUCAAGAGUAAGAAUGUGAUGCUCCGAGAUGACCUGACUGCAGUCAUCGGAGACUUUGGGCUCGCUGUCCGCUUCGAACCAGGAAAACCUCCAGGAGACACUCACGGCCAGGUGGGCACAAGGCGCUACAUGGCUCCCGAGGUGCUGGAGGGAGCCAUCAACUUCCAGCGUGACUCCUUCCUGAGGAUCGACAUGUACGCCAUGGGCUUGGUGCUGUGGGAGCUUGUGUCUCGCUGCACCGAGACGGACGGUACCGUCGGCGAGUACAUGCUGCCGUUUGAGGACGAAAUAGGCCAGCAUCCAUCCCUGGAGGACCUGCAGGAUGUGGUCGUGCACAAGAAAAUGCGUCCAGUCAUCAAGGACUGCUGGCACAAACUUCCUGGUCUGAGCCAGCUGUGCGAGACCAUUGAGGAAUGCUGGGACCACGACGCCGAGGCCCGCCUGUCGGCCGGCUGCGUGGAGGAGCGCAUUGGCCAGAUUGCCAGGACCACCGGCAGCACUACCUCAGACGGCCCCGUCUCCAUCGUGACGUCGCUCACCAACGAGGACCUACCUCCCAAAGAGUCCAGUACCUGAACGGGGACGGCGACGGCGGGUACCAUCUUUUGCCUCCUGAGCUCCUUUUUUUUUUUUUUUUUUUUUUUUUGUUUGUUCAACCCAAACUCAGUGGAUCUCCGUGAAUAUUUAAUAAUAACAUAGAAGAGGAAAAAAACGACUAUCAAAUUGUGAAUGCAGCUGCUAUUUUAUCCCAAUACUUGUAUUUUUUAUUUUAUUUUUAUUUUUUUACGUCUUACUAACACAUCCUUCUGCUGUAGUUGGGAAGUAGUAUAAGCUAUGCGACGGGCAACACUACAUGUCGUCAUUACCUCAUGAAUUUAUUUGUGUCAGUCUCGUUUUUUUCCUUUAAUUACCUCAUGAGUUUUUAUGUUUGUUUUUUUACGUCCUCCCCCUGUGUGGUCAUGAGCAGCCAAAUGAACGAAACUCUUCAGCUCCAAACCUCGGGAGGAUGCGUUUUUUUGAGACUGUUUAGACAAAAUAUAUUCAUCUUCCUCAGGGGUCGAAGCUUCUCCGAUUUUUCAAACUCUGGUGUGCUCCUUUAUUUUAAACCUGUGAAUGCCUCCCUCCCAACAGAAUAGAAAAGAGAAACAGAAAAUAAUGGAGCACAGUGGUUUUUAUGGAGCUAAAUAGGUGCUGAGCAUUGGUAUUAUUGUUCUAAUUAUUAUUAUUAAGACAUUUGGACUUGUUGGCGAUGUCGGGGGCACGUGUGUUGCUCCCUCGGGGAACUACCUCUCUCAGGUAUCCAAUAGGCUUCUGUAGGAGCUUUUUCCUCCAAGCGGAGAGUCAAGCUAACUGUCACGGAAAUGUCUCGGAUGAUGUAUUGAUUUUUCAUUUGUUGCGUUUGUUGCGUAGAAAUUCACACUUACUCCUUUGCCAGUGCUGGUGGCAUUGACCAAUGCUGUCUGGAGUUGCAAUGUUACACAUUCUUCAGUUUUACUCUGCGUGUGUGAGACCAUUGAAUGAAUGUACUGUUAAGUCAAUAAUGAGUCAUAGCAUGGAUACAUUUACAGUUUUUAUUUGGUGAAUGGGUAUUUAUUUACUUUUAGCUGGUUAUGACAAAGAGGCAAAGGUCUUUAAGAUGUGUUACGAGAUUUUAAUGUAGAUACUUCCAUACGUUAUUUUCACAAAAAGUUCCAACAUAUUGAUCAGUAAGGCAUAGCCAGCGUUGUACCUUUAUACAGUAGAUAAUUACAAUGGUCUACAUCAGUGGUUCCCAAACUUGGUAGUCGUGUACCCCUUCAUUUGACAUUUGAUCUGAAGCCGUAUAUCCCUUUUUUUUAUCUUAACGUGAAAUAUUGAACAUAAUUAAUUGGUUAAAUAAUUUUAUAGUACUUAAAGGUCAAACAUUUAGUUUUACAUGAACACUGUCAUCAUCCUACAUAUCUUUUAUUGCACUUUGAAGUUGGCAUCCUUUCCCCUAAAAUCAGAACGCCAAUAUACAGUAAAUGAAGUCUUCAAGAUUAAACACCCGCAUUGCACAAAAUAAUCAUCAAACUUACUUAUUUGUUCAUAUAACGCACACAAAGCAAUGAACAACUUCAUGCUCUGUCUCCUUUCUGCUCCGUCCUCCUUGCGCUGUGAGGCAUUCAGGCGCACUCAUAAUUGCGAGUGCUAAUUGUUUUUCAUUUUUAUUUCAUUUUAUUUCAUUUUUUACCUCCCAUGACAAUUGGUGCACCCCUGUGGAUACGCGUAACCCAAUUUGGAAACCAAGGUCUACAAUAUGGUAGCAGUCAACAGGAUGUUGGAGAAAAACAUCCAGAUAAAAUCAAGGAUAUUUAUAAUUCUAUAAAAUUAAUUGAACUGAAAUAGUUUUUUUUUUUUUUUUUUUUAGGUUUUGGUAUAUAUUUCUGAAACUUUUAACAGAUGUUUUAAUGCCCAAAAUUAUUCCUGAUUGUAUUUAAAUCACAAUCAGGGAUUUGAAUCAUUCUAAACAUUUUUUUAAAUUAAUAUAGCAAAAAAUUUGACUUGCUACUUAUGGUAAAACAUAUUUUUGCAGUCUUUUUAUUUUGUGGUGGUGGUAUUAUCAUUAUUAUUGUUUUUACAUUUUGAAGUGACAACUGUAAAUGAUUCAUUCACACUCAAUACAAGUCCUAGCCAGUAUUUCAAGGUUGUAUUCAAUUUACAGUUUUUUAAACCAAAUAUUAACAAUAGUAUACAUGACAAAAAUAAUCUUUAAAAAUAACAAUAUUGAUCUGGAAAAUGAAGAAAAAAAAUACGGCUUUACUGGUGUAUUUUCAUUUUGUUUUGCCAAUUUAUUUUAGAUUUAUUAAUGAUAUUUUCUUCCAUAUAAAGUCCCAUUUCGAAAAGGAUCAUUUCUAAUCACACUGAGCAAAUCUGAAUGUCUUUUUGGAUAAAGUUUUGCAGCCUUUUACCACUUUUUAUGUCAUUUCCAGGCAAAAUAUAACCACUCACCAACUAAAAAAAAAACAAAAAAAAGUACUUUGUCAACAUUUGUCCAGCAUUUGCAUCAUUGUGGGCUUGACUGUGGCUUUUUUGUGUUUAGAAGUGAGAAUUUUUUUUUUAAUCUUGCAAGCGGCAUACUUGAGCAUAAGCAACAUGUUUGUUUUCAUUUAGUAGUUAUUAUUGUUGUUGUUGUUGUUAUUGUUAUUAUUAUUUUAAUUCUGGCCAUGUGUGGAACAGACUCGCCAGUUUUCUCCCCCUCUUGAUACCUCAGUGUGUGUGUGUGUGUGCGCGCGCGCGUGCGUGUGUGUGUUAGUGAGAGAAAGAGAUGCAAGGAGAGCUCAAACGUUUGCCUUUUAGUCUCCGAUGCAAUGAAGACGUGGGUGGUGGUGCGCUCUGUAUCCUUCUCACGUAAAACAUUGUUGAAUGUCGGUUUUGCUGCUGUGACUAUUCCAGGAUACUCAAGGAUUUGUAUUCUCUGUGGAUAUACACCAUCCAUGACGUGACGUCUUAUGUCCUUGUGUCCUUUGUGUCGUCGAUUUUGUUGAUGAUGAUGGGGUGAGCCCUCAGAUGCUUACUCUCCUCCAGACUGACCUCAGAUAUUCUGACAAAAGUACCUCAGGCUUUUUUUCUACAUGUAUAUCAACCUGUCUUAAAUAUGUUCAUUUUUUUUUUAAAGCUAGUCCUGUCUGUGGAGAUUUUUUUUAUUAUUUCAAUUUCUAUUAUUUGAAAUGUUUUUUUGGUUGUUUUUUUUUAACUACAACCCAACCAGUUGUCACAGUGUUCAUGGUGUGUAUAUAUACUGCUCAAGAAAAAAUAAAGGGAGCACUUAAUCAGUCACGAUGUUAACACACUUCCUUAAAAUCAAACUGUCCACCUAGGAAGCAACACAGAUUGACAAUCAAUUUCACAGGAUGUUGCGCAAAUGGAAUAGACAACAGGUGGACAGCAAGACACCCAAUAAUAAUAAAAAAAAUACAAUUGAUUCCCAUUGAUCAUUUUUGUCUCAUUUUGUUGUCAGCGCAUUCAACUAUGUAAAGAACAAAGUAAUAGAUUAGAAUAUGUCAUUCAUGCAGAUCUAGGAUGUGUUAUUUUUGUGUUCCCGUUAUUUUUUGAGCAGUGUAUAUACAGUAUAUAACUACAAGAAGAGACGCCGAUUGUUGUAAAUAGACGACGUGGACGCUGAAGAGAGGUUGGCAAAAAAAAGAUGGCAGGGAUUUUUCAUGUAACAAAGGGACAACAAAGCCUAUAAUUGGAUACCAUUUAACCCAAAAUGAUUAAUCAAAGUCAUUUUUUAUUUGGUGGAUGAAUUCAUCAUUGAGCUGGAAAUGACACAAGAAAUUGAGAAAAGUUUAUACGCAAUUUCUCAUCUUAUUCAAUCAGACGGUGUGUGCACUUUUAUAAAUACAAAAAAACACUUAAUUUUUUUCCCCCCAUUAUACACACACGUACGUAUGUAAUUAAUUUAAUGAAUCGCGUUAUAAUUAGCGCAAAUAAGGCGCUAAUUAAGGAUAGGUAGUGUCGUGGCCCUGUAGUCACAAGAGUCUGACGCUCUUUUAUAACCUUUCUCUUACCUGAAUACAGCAACAUCGGUGCAAUUCCAACUCCACAUAUGCUCAGUAUCUCCAAAGCAAACGCACGUUUCUGCAGUCCAUCCUCUGAACUACACUUCCUCAUUGUUACCAGACGACCACGAGUUGCAUUCACUGACACCCUGAACAUCGCAGCAACGUCUUUAUUAUGCGUGUACAUAUGUGUGCGCUAAAUAAACAAAAACAAGCAAUAAGUGGAUAUUCAAAUUUUUUACUAGCGUAACUUAUACUGCGGAAGUACAGAAGUCCCAGAGUACUAAAAGCAUGUAUAUUCAUCUUAAACUAGGUGGCUUAAAUGCAACCCAUCGUUUCAUAAAAGUGUGAUUCAAAUGUUCUGCUACUAUGAAAGAGGCCUAACGUUAAUCAAACAGAUUUUAGCGUGAUUCAUAUUUGAAAUUCUUUUGGAGCUGUUAAUGUCCUGUCACUUAUCUUUCUGUUCAUAAAAAACGGUAAAAUGGGUAUUUUUCACACAUUGUGUAAUGCUGAUUAUUAAUGAUUAAGUAAUUUGAAAACUGAUUACUUUGAUUAAAAUGUUUUAUCAUUUGACAGCCCUAAUAUACAUGUAUGUAGAGAUAGUUUAUAAGUAUUCAUAUGCUUUUUUUAAAAUUCAUGUUGUAAAGUGUUUUAAUAGACCAGAAUGUUCUAGAAGGGGAGAGUUUUUCAGUGAGGACUGCAUAUGGAAAAGCCAAAGGAUGCGGGGACCAUUUUGACAUUUUUUUAAAAUUGUAAUAAUACAUUUAAUUAAAAAAAAUAAUUAAAAAAUAUAUACUGUAUAUAUGAUAUACAUUUAAUAAAGUAUCAUUUCAUAAAAAAAAAUGUAAUUUUUUGACAAAAUUUGUUAAAUUAAAAAUACAAGAUAAAAUGGAAAUCGUUUUUAUUUCUUCAUUUUUUUUUCUAAUUAUAUUUUUCCUAGAUGUCAAAGUAUUCAACCCCCUUUCUCAAUACAGGAAUAUCCACUGUUCUAAAUUAGAAUGUGCUGGAUUGUGUCACCAGGAACAACAACAAAAACCAUACAAAACGAGUAUCUUGUGUCGUUUUCAACUAGUAUAUAUACAUCCACCUAGUAAAAAAUGUCAAAUCUUUCCAGGAUGUGAAUAAAAUUGGGCUUAAGUGUCCAUCUCUCAUUUCUGUUUCCAGCACUGGGAGUCAUGGGUGGUGGUGUGUACAGGUCACACUUGUUGUGCGUGUAUCAUCUGAAAGCAAGAAAAAGAAGAUUGCGGUCAUUUUUGACCAGUAUUACCUCCAAUAAUAACCUGCUGAUGUGAUGUUCAGAGCUGUUUGUAGUUUAGGCGCACAGCUUGUGCUUUGAUUCGUGCUGUGGAACCAUGAUGACUUUUUUUUGUAUCAUUUUGUAUCAUUCGUUAAAAAAAAAAAAGCGCAAUUUUUGGGUAAAGGCUGUAAAGAAAAAAUAUCAAGACGCUGUUUUUACGUGUCUGUAAUUGACCUUUUCUAACUCUGGUUGAUUAGAAGCGUUGAUGUGAACAGUGUGUGUAUAUAUAUGAUGAUUAUAUAUAAGAUCCAAGGGUCCAGCAAUAUUUAGAAUACAGCAAUAGUCAUUUCACUAUCAUAUUGGGAAAAGUCAGCAUCCCGUCAGCUGUGAUCCACCACCUCACUCCACCUGGAUGGUAUCUGGUAUCGCACCUGGACGGUACAACACCGCUGUGGGGCAUCCCCACACCUGCACCACAUUGUGCCAGCUUUGUUGCCUCUCCAAAUGCUGUCUUACAAACACACUUCUUCUCUUCUGACCACUUACCUCACGCAUUACCUCGCUAGGAACAACAUGGAGUCAGUCCCCUCUGUAAAACAACAAAUAUGUACAGUAUAUACAGUACAUAUAUAUAUAGUGUCUGUAAUUAAGGUUUUGAUUUUUGAUUUUGAUUUCAAAUAAUUCUCAUGUGUGAGUCCUGUGAAAGCAUUUCCAGACAUCAUAUUUCUCCUGGUGUGAAUGAACUGUUCCCUGUUUACGUGACGACCUGUGUGUGUGUGUGUGUGUGUGUGUGUGUGUGUGUGUGUGCGGUGAUGGCGGCAGCGACGAUGCCGACUUUAUCGGUGAGUUUGAAAAACGCUUAGAAAUAUAAACUAGAGGAGAAUACAUCUUUUUUUGUAUAUGAAAAAUAAAUACACUGAUUUACCUGCACGCCCGCUGAGAAGUUUUUUCAUUUUUUAAGUUUUGAAAGUAUGUUUUGUUGAUCCACAUUUUCAAGUGUCAGUUCAUUAAAAUGUUGUAGCUAAUACUAUGAAUUUUAUUUACAAGAACAGCGCUACAUGUAUAUGUAUACAUAUAUAUAUAUAUACAUAUAUAUAUAUAUAUAUAUAUCAGGCCCGUAACCAGAUUUUUUUCAGGGGGGUGCAAAAAUCAGAGUAAACGGACCUUCAGCAGGGAAAAUUU